This is a messenger RNA of Tigriopus californicus, 1837 nucleotides long. RefSeq names its product hemicentin-2-like. The transcript is spliced from 8 exons. NCBI's taxonomy places the organism in Eukaryota, Metazoa, Arthropoda, Copepoda, Harpacticoida, Harpacticidae. Gene Ontology annotation, cellular component: neuron projection. The coding region runs from base 210 to 1580 and encodes 456 amino acids. The record is from RefSeq and is a predicted model, not a curated record.
CUCGNGACGCACACAAAUUUCCAGCUACUGACUCUAAUGUGGGGUUGCUUUCAGCUUGGGGGACUGAAGGGGUAAAACACUCGGUUACAAUAAACCCGGCAUGAUCCAUUUCAAUUGAAGACAUUGGAAUCGAACGACUUCAAGAAACGAGUGCCAUCGUCCGUACGUGAUAUUGUGGGUUUACAACUAACAGAAUAGAAGAGCCAACUAUGAAGAACCUUUGGCCUUAUUGUGUCUGUGUGGUCUUGAUGAUUGAGAGCCUCCUCGUGCACCACCAAUGCCAAGGUGUGCCAUCAUAUGACGAUGAAUAUCUAGGAGAUGAACAAACCGAAGAAUAUAGCUAUGACGAUGAUUACACCGAAGAAGAACCUCAGCCCAUGCUCAAUCCUCAAUUCACAACAGAAGCUCAGAAUUUCAAAAUGGAAGUUGGCCAAGUCUUACGAUUACCAUGCCUCGUUGACAAAUUGGGCCCCAUGGUAAUUAGUUGGAAGAAAUCGGCUCCAGAUGGCGACAUUCAAUAUCUAGCCACAUCCGGACAUAUCCUCACUCAAGAUCGGCGUUUCUCCGUCGAGGUCGAGGAGGGUCGAGGCUCCUCGCUUGUCAUCUCUAUUGCUCAGGACUCUGAUGUGGGAGAGUACGUUUGUGAGGUCAGUUCCAACCCCAUCGCCACCCUGCGCCAUCAGGUCUCCAUUAUAGAGCCCCCCUCCGUUCACAUUCUGAGGCCAGGUCCGAUUCAAGAGGAGCGAAAUGACAGCCGAGGCCAAAGCUGGAUCAGACAUGAGGAUGGCGAAAUUCGUCUUCACUCAGGCGAGGAACUGGCACUCAGCUGUCACGGAACUGGCGAUCCAGAACCUCUUCUCCGUUGGACCAGAGAGCGGAAACGAAUGCCAGACGGGCGAAGACAUGUCGACGGAUCCCUCAUCAUUUAUAAGAACAUAACCCGAAAAUAUGCCGGCACCUACAUUUGUGAAGGAACCAACGGACCUUCCAGUCCGGCCCAAGAUUCCGUGAAAGUCAACGUUUUGCAUCCACCGGAAAUUAUCACCGAAGAGUCCUACGUCCAAACUCAGGAUGGGGUCCAGUUGGAAUUGGUUUGUAUCGUGCACGCCAGUCCCAAAGCGGAUGUCCGAUGGUUCAAGGAUGGCCUUUACUUGGAGUCCAAUUCCACUUUCAAUCGCCAUGACGAUGACACUACUGAAGGCACCUUGGAAGAGCCGGAGGAGGAUCGACUGAGCAUUCGGCAUAGUGGGCGGAAACAUAUACUCAUCAUUCGGCGGAUUGAGGACAGGGAUCGAGGACAUUACACCUGUCACGCCAUUAGCAGUAUUGGCGAGAGCAAGGGCAAUAUUCAAGUUAUGGGCGUGCUGAAUUCUAAUCUGGGAGAGAGUUUAGUUUCGAUCCCAUCUCAGACGUCAACUCUUCCUCCCAGAAUGAAUCUGGAAGGCCCGAUGGCAGAUACCGACAGUGUCAUGGAUCAUCGCGUGAGCUCCUCGCCCCGUCUCAAUCACCGCAGUCUUAUCCCAAUUUUCUUGGCCUUCAACUCAUUGAUCGUAGCGACCGUUAGGCCAGCCGCAUUCUAGUCCAGAAACAAGUGCACAUUUUGUAUUAACCCUCUUCCUUUGUACGGAAUUUGUCCCCCUCCAGGAGACGGUGGUCCGAGCGGAGAUUUGCAAAAAUAGGUAUAAUGGUAUAUGAAGGCACGUUUUAUCAACUUGGAAAAUGGCGAAGCGCGUUUGCUUUGGAUUAUAUUUCAAUAGGAAGUUCAAAAAAUUACAUCAAAAUCAAAUGCUAAAUCUCAUUUCUUGACAUCGGGAAGGUAAUAAAUCUUUCAACACUU